Messenger RNA from Chironomus riparius, 2129 nucleotides. NCBI's taxonomy places the organism in Eukaryota, Metazoa, Arthropoda, Insecta, Diptera, Chironomidae. The record is from the annotation of a GenBank genome assembly.
AUGGUUAUUGUUCAGAAAGUUGAGAAUGAUGGAUCUAAUGAAGCAGAAGGGAUCAUCAAGAAACAUAAGUAUCCAUUCUCUGUAUUCUUUAUCGUCAGCAAUGAGUUUUGUGAGAGAUUCAAUUAUUAUGGAAUGAGAACAAUCCUAGCAAUUUACUUAACCCAAAAACUGUUAUAUUCCGAUGAUGUUGCUACGAUAUUAUAUCAUUCAUUUACAACGCUUGUGUACUUCUUUUGUGUUUUUGGUGCUAUCAUCGCUGAUAGCUGGUGGGGAAAAUUCAACACGAUUGUUUGGUUAUCGGUUGUUUAUGUAGCUGGAAGUUCAGUACUCACUCUUGGAUCUGUUGAGCCAUGGAAUAUGCCGGCUAAAACUUUGACGUUUGUUGGGUUAGCUCUGAUUGCUAUCGGAAGUGGUGGUAUUAAGCCAUGUGUAGCAGCUUUUGGUGGUGAACAAUUUAAAAUGCCGGAGCAAGCCAAGCAACUUGCACUAUUCUUCUCACUGUUCUACUUCGCAAUCAACUUUGGAUCCUUUAUUUCAACAUUAGUCACACCAAUUUUAAGAGAAGAUGUAAAAUGCAUGGGAAUGGAUUCUUGUUUCCCGUUCGGUUUUGGAUUGCCAGCUAUUUUGAUGGCUGUUUCUAUUGUAAUUUUUAUAUCUGGAAAGUUUAUGUAUAAAAUCUUACCAAUCCAAGGCAACAUGUUUGUGAGAAUUCUAAAGUGCAUCAGCGAAGCACUAAGCACAACGAAAAAGGAAAAGAUUUCAAACCCAAAAAGUCAUUGGCUUGAAUAUGCAGAACCGAAGUUUGGAAAGAAGCUUGUGAUAGAAACCAAAAUUCUUCUCAAUGUUCUAGUUCUGUAUCUUCCACUUCCAAUUUUUUGGGCACUAUUUGAUCAACAAGGAUCAAGAUGGACAUUCCAAGCUACACGUAUGGAUGGUGACUUAGGAUGGUUUACAAUCAAGCCUGAUCAAAUGCAAGUUGUUAAUCCAUUCCUGAUCCUUACUUUCAUUCCACUUUAUGAGGUGUUGUUCUAUCCACUUCUAUCGCUUGUUGGAAUUCGACGACCACUUCAGAAAAUGGCACUUGGCGGUGUUUUUGCUGGAAUUGCUUUUCUUUGCUCCAUGCUAGUUGAAAUAACGAUUGAACCUACAUAUCCGGUACUUCCAAAAGUUGGAUAUUCACAAUUUAGAAUUUUUAAUGCAAUGAAAUGUGAAUAUAAAGUCACAACAAGUAUUGAAUCUUCGAGAAAUUUCAGUCUGGGACCGAAUGAAUUCUAUCAUAAUCUUUGGGUUCCAAUCAAUGGAACUUUUCAAGAAUUUAAUUUCGAUUUGAUUAGCCAAACUCUUAAUUGUGACUCAUAUCAAACUACAGUUGAAUUAAAAUCUGGAACUGCCAAUAGUUUCUUAAUAACUGGGAAGAAAAAUAUGCCAGCUAUUUAUGGAUUCAAAGAUAAUCCUGAUAAAUCUCGACAAGGAAAGCCAGUCAUCAGAGUAUUAGCAAAUAUUAAUCUAUCAAGUCUUAUAGAGUUUCAUAACAAAGAUGGAAUACAAUACAGCCAUAACUCAAGUUUUUCUGAUCGUUUAGAUGUCCCUGAUGGGUUGUAUGAUAUAUCAAUUGAUAGUAAAAUGAUUAAAUCUGGAAUUAAGCUUAAACAUGGAGGAGUUUAUGCUGUUAUCAUUCAUGAAAAAACUUUGGAUAGUACCGACUAUGCUUUGAAUAUUUUGACAGUAACCGAGCCGAAUUCUGUAAAUAUGCUGUGGCUAAUUCCUCAGUUUUUUGUCAUGACUUUGGGAGAAGUGAUGUUUUCAGUUACUGGUCUUCAAUUUUCAUACACACAAGCUCCCGAUAGCAUGAAAAGUGUCAUCCAAGGUUGCUGGCAGUUGACAGUUGCUGUAGGAAAUAUAAUUGUCACUAUUGUCGUUGGCGCAAAGUUUUUUGAUUCACAAACAUACGAGUUCCUUCUCUUUGCAUGUCUAAUGUUUGUGGAUAUGAUUAUAUUUGCAUGGCUUGGAUAUCGUUACAAGGGAAUUCCACUUGAUGAGAUUAAGAAGGCUGAAGAAGAAGAGAAAGCUUUAAAGGAUGGAAAAAAUACUAAUAGCUUAGAAUUUAAUUAAAAAAUAAAAUGUUGACU